This is a messenger RNA of Panicum hallii, 2592 nucleotides long. RefSeq names its product silicon efflux transporter LSI2-like. The transcript has 4 exons. Gene Ontology annotation, cellular component: membrane. The record is from RefSeq and is a predicted model, not a curated record. Lineage: Eukaryota; Viridiplantae; Streptophyta; Magnoliopsida; Poales; Poaceae. The coding region runs from base 498 to 2177 and encodes 559 amino acids. Gene Ontology annotation, biological process: transmembrane transport.
UAUCCCCAGCGGCGGAUCGACGACGCGGUGGCCGGCCGACGAGAGCGCCACGUACGUCGAGCUAGACAGUAGCUCCCAGACAGUCGAUCAAGCAGCUAGCUAGCCGAUUAGCAUGCCGCAGUAGACUCCUCUCGCCUGCUCUCCACACACAGAAAUCCAUGUAAAAAUCCACUGUCCAGAUUAAAGAUACUCCGCACACCCUUCUGCAGACUCUGUGCAGACAGCCAGACACAGCGCUGUUUCUCUGCGUCAUCUUCUCCGGUCCGACGCACAAAUGGAUGCAGCUGACCUUCCCUGAUCUUGCUUGGAUCUCCGCUCGGCGGCAGGCGAGAGGCGGUUGCAGUCUGGGCGUUCUGGAUACCUUAGCUUCUGGGUGAUCUGAGAGCAAUGAUCUAGACAGCCAGGAAGAAGCCCGGCCGCUCGUCCCGGACAUCACACGAGCGGCAUUGGCCGCCUCACGCAGGCAGGGCUCGGCAUCGAUCCCCUCGUCAUCGGCCAUGGCGCUGGCGAGCACGGAGAAGGUGGUGCUAGGAUGCAUCGCGUUCGGCAUCUUCUGGGUGCUGGCCGUGUUCCCCUCGGUGCCCUUCAUGCCCGUUGGCCGCACCGCGGGCUCCCUCCUGGGCGCCAUGCUCAUGGUGCUCUUCCGCGUCAUGACCCCGGAGCAGGCCUACGCCGCCAUCGACCUCCCGAUCCUGGGCCUCCUCUUCGGCACCAUGGUGGUCAGCAUCUUCCUCGAGCGCGCAGACAUGUUCAAGUACCUCGGCAGCGCGCUCGCCUGGCGGAGCCGGGGCAGCAAGGACCUGCUCUUCCGCGUCUGCCUCGUCUCCGCUGUCGCCAGCGCGCUCUUCACCAACGACACCUGCUGCGUCGUGCUCACCGAGUUCAUCCUCAAGCUCGCGCGCCAGAACAACCUGCCUCCGCAGCCGUUCCUGCUCGCGCUCGCGUCCAGCUCCAACAUCGGCUCCGCCGCCACGCCCAUCGGCAACCCGCAGAACCUCGUCAUCGCCGUCCAGAGCCGCAUCACCUUCGGCCAGUUCCUCAUCGGGGUCUUCCCGGCCAUGAUCGUCGGCGUCAUCACCAACACCUGCAUCCUGCUCUGCUACUUCUGGAAGUACCUCUCCGUGCCGGAGAAGGACCAGGAGGGGGGCGGCGCCGCCGCCGGGCCCGAGGUCGUCGCCGACGACGAGGUCACCUCGCACCGCUUCACGCCCGCCCGGAUGUCGCACGCAUCCUCCGUCAACGGCGUCGACGCCGACUGCAUCAGCGAGCCCAUCCGCCGGAGCGACAGCCUCAACAGGGCCGACACGCACAGCAUGAGGAGCCGGAGCUACAACUCCGAGGGCGACAUCCAGGUCGCCAUCAGGUCCAUGCGCGCCUCCAGCAUGUCGCAGGAGAUGGUGGAGGUGUCCACCGUCUGCGACAGGCGCGACGACGGCGUGGGCCCCAGGAAGAUUACCAGGACCACCAGCCACCAGCGGAGCGUCAUCAUCGAGGACGCGCCCGAGGCCGACGCCAAGGACGGCGAGAAGGGCAAGGACGGUGGCGAGGUGAAGGAGAAGAGGUGGAAGGUGCUCCUGUGGAAGAGUUCUGUGUACCUCACGACCCUUGGCAUGCUCGUCGCGCUGCUCAUGGGGCUCAACAUGUCCUGGUCCGCCAUCACUGCUGCUCUCGUACUCCUGGCACUCGAUUUCACUGACGCACAGGCUUGCCUGGAGAAGGUGUCGUACUCGUUGCUAAUCUUCUUCUGUGGGAUGUUCAUAACGGUCGAUGGUUUCAACAGGACCGGCAUUCCCAAUGCGCUCUGGGAGCUGGUUGAGCCGCAUUCCAGAAUUGACAGCGCCAAGGGCACUGCGCUUCUCGCAGUUGUGAUUCUUGUUCUUUCAAAUGUGGCCUCAAAUGUUCCAACAGUUCUGCUGCUCGGCUCAAGAGUGGCAGCAUCAGCAGCUGCGAUCUCCCCUGCUUCAGAGAAGAAGGCCUGGCUCAUUCUAGCCUGGGUCAGCACGGUGGCUGGCAACCUGACUCUGCUGGGCUCAGCCGCGAACCUGAUCGUGUGCGAGCAGGCGCGGCGUGCGCAGUUCUUCGGGUACAACCUCACCUUCUGGAGCCACCUGCGCUUCGGCGUGCCAUCGACCAUCAUCGUCACCGCGAUCGGCCUGCUCAUCGUCGCCAGCUACUGAAGCCAACACUGGAGUAAACAAUGAACUGAGUAACUGAAAAGGAAGGAAACAGCAGUGAGGACUGAGAAAGGAGAUGUUGUACUGAUGAUAGGUUUGCGUUUGUAACGUUGUAACUGUUUUAUGUUUGUGUAAAUGUUCGCGGAAGCGGAGCGCGAAAGCGUCGGAUCGCCCAUCUGCUAAUGCAAAUAAUGGGCAAAGGUUGUAGUAGAUGAUGGCACGAGCACGACGAAGGUGGUCGGCACACCUGUUCUGAGGCGAAAACUUUCAGUCUAGUGCAGGUCGGAUGGCUGGGGGAAUGGUAUCGUAAGUUAAGCUUUUCAGGCUUUGGUGUUGUGAGGCGCCUUGUGUACCGGUGUUUGGAACUUCUCCCGAUGAAAAAAAAAAUGCUAUGCCAAGCUGUGCAAUUUGUACUGCA